Molecule: messenger RNA, 1506 nt
Organism: Trichoderma breve
Lineage: Eukaryota; Fungi; Ascomycota; Sordariomycetes; Hypocreales; Hypocreaceae
Exons: 2
Coding region: 1-1506 (501 amino acids)
Source: RefSeq, a predicted model, not a curated record
AUGCUGUUUAGGCGAGCCACAGCCUUGGUAUUGAUCUCGGGCGUCUUUUUGGGUACACUGGUAUUUGCUUUGAGGCGAUUGGAAAUUCAGUGCAUCGACGGAAUCUAUUGCCGCGAAGUAACCCGACCAGAAGAAGGACUCAAUGCGUACGAACAUACGGAUAGUGCUCGGGUGGGCGAUAAGAUGCCGGCUCCCGUGCCAGUAAAGAUAUCCAAUCCUGCCUUGUCAAACAUCUCUGCUGCUUUAGAAAGACCUGGUAGUCCGAAUAGAACGCCCGAGCCCGAGUGCGCGCAGUUUCCCAAUACCUCAAAGAUUCUCCUCGUCAUGAAAACAGGGGCUUCGGAAGCCUUUUCGAAGAUUCCAACUCAGAUCUUGACAAAUCUCAAAUGUCUACCUGAGUUCCUCAUUUUCAGUGACAUGGAGCAAGAAAUUGCUGGCUACAAGAUCCACGAUAGCCUCGACCAGGUUUUGAUGUCGGCAAAGAUGGGUAAUGCAGACUUUAAAAUAUACUAUCGACAACGUCAGUGUGCGGUUGACCAGGACAACUGCAAUAAAGAUUCGGAUGUUGCACAAGAGGGAUGGGAUUUGGACAAGUACAAGAAUAUUCACAUUGCUGAGAAGGCAUUCGGGCUGCGACCCAACUAUGACUGGUACCUCUUUGUUGAUGCCGACACCUAUGUGGUGUGGCCGACAAUGGUGCAAUGGUUGGGCAAACUGGACCACACGGACCAAAUGUACUUUGGCAGUCUUGCAUAUUUGAACGAUUUCCCUUUUGGCCACGGCGGCAGUGGCUAUGUCGUCUCCAGCGCGGCCAUGCGUAACUUCUUCGAGGGUAAGCAUAAUGUGGCCAACCGCUGGGAUGAAGCCACGGUGGGUGAGUGCUGUGGCGACGUCAUGUUUGCAAAAGCAUUAAAGGAGGCUACCGGCAUCGAGGUGAACAAUACGUGGCCAACAGUCAACGGAGAGAAGCCCUUUACAAUUCCAUAUUCCGAGAGAGAAUGGUGCCAGCCAAUUGUUACCAUGCACCAUGCAGGAAGUGAAGAGUUGUCUGAUCUAUACGGCUUUGAACGCAAACGAAAUUUCGCCUUUCCCAUGCGGAUCAAGGACCUCUACCAUGAGUUCGUGGAACCGCAGCUGGCGCCUAUUCGACCGGACUGGGAUAAUAUGAGCGAUGACGUCCUUUAUCUCAAUACCUCGUCAGCUAUAUUCGACGUUGACAGGCAGCUCAGCAAGGCAAAAACGCAAGACUUGUCCGAUCUUGAGAAGACGGCCCACUUGAGCUUUGAGAAAUGUCGUGCAGCCUGCCAAGCCGACAAGGAAUGUCUGCAGUAUAGAUUUCACCAAGGCAUCUGUGGGUUCGGCCGGAGUAUCAUACAUGGACACCCGAAGCCGAAAGAAGUCGACGCGGUCAACAAAUGGAUGAGUGGAUGGGACGUUGACAAGAUCCACGCAUGGGUGCAGAAGCACGACAGCUGUGACGACAAGAUUGACUGGCCCCUGGUCUAG